UUUCCGUCCGAUCGAUGCUGUGCCGCUGCCGACGCCGACGACUGUUUAUUUUAGUAAAUUUUGCGGAGUGAAGAACUCGAAAAAUAGCGAAAAAAGUGCUGCAUUUGUUGGAAUAUUGCGUCACAGUUUCUUCUGAAAGCUUGUAGAACGAGAUAGUGUAGGAGAGUUCGCGGGAUGGAUCCUCCGAAAGAACCAACAAAACCUGGUUUGGAUGCGGAUUCGGAUGCAGCACUAGCUGCAUCUGCUGCAAAUGCUGUGGAACAAUGGCGUACGUAUCAGAAUGCGUAUGCGCUGUAUCAACAGCAGCAAGCUGCUUACGAGCAGUACAUGCAAAAACAAGCCACUAUCACUACGUAUGAAGAACAGCAGGCAGCCUACAAUCAGUACCUGGAGGCCCACAAUAGCUACCAGAAGCAACUGGAACAAUACGAACAACAUAAGGCGUAUCAGGAAUACUACACGAGUGGAGCGGCGGUUGAUCCUGCUGCCUAUUACCCGGCAACUACGACGGCAUACCCACAUGUUGCUGCUGGAGCCGUGGUUCCCCCGGUAUUCACCACUCCACUGGCGCAUGUCGAUCAGUUCUACAACAAAGCAAAUGAUCACCGGCGUGAUCCUUCCACGCUGAAAGAUCGAUCUUAUGUUUCCAAGCGUGCCAAGGCUUAUACAUCUACUAAUUAUUAUGCCAAUCCGGACGACGAGCAGCUUUUCCCACCGGAGUUGAAGGCAUUGUUUAGAGAUCUGGACUGUGGUCUGUGCAAGAGCAAAAUGAAUUCCCACAUCUCCGCCAACGUGCACUAUCAAUCGAAGGUGCACGAGAAGAAAAUCAUCCAAUGGCUGACGGACUGGUGCGAGCGUACCGGAACACCUAUGCCGUAUCGGGCCAAGCGGAAGCCCGUACCGGUGGAACCGGUUGGGCCGAAUUCAUUGCGCUGUGAGGCAUGCGAUUUGCCGCUAACUUCGAUCCAGCAUGCCAAUCAGCACUACACUGGAAAACGGCACCGAAUGGUGGUUAGCGGCAAGAAAACCCCGGCCGGCAGGGGCUACUUCAAUAAGGAUGGCCAGUGGACUAGACGCCAUGCAGUCUCAGACGGUGAUCCAGAUAGAUUUGGAAUUGGUCAAUCGUUUGCUAAUAAGAAUCACUACAGCGUCAGCGAAGCCAAAAGAAUGCGGUUGGAGCCUCCGCCAGCAGUUCCGGAGGGAUUGCUCGAGGGUACUAACAUUGAUCCGGCCAUAAGUUCGGUGCCUAUAACUACAAGCGUAGCUCCACCGGCUUCAGUAAUACCACAACCAGUGGUGGUUCCACCUUAUGCACCACCUGUGGUUGUCGCACCUGUCGUGCAACCCGCCAAAACUUUGGAGGCCGAGGUGCGCAAAAAGGAAAGUGCCGACUGUGUCGAUGACAGUGGAGUAUUCUGCAAGGUCUGUCAAAUAGCGGUCACUUCCGCGGCCGUUAUGGAAACCCAUUUGAAAGGCGUUAAGCAUUUGAAAAAGUUGAAAUCGAUUGGUCGCAUGCCCCCGCCAUCUAGGAAUUCUUCGUCCAGUGCUAAAGGUGGCUGCAACGCUGAGACUAUUUUAGCUGCUUUGACUAGCCCUCAGCCAGCGCAAAUGGAUUGGUCAUUGUACCGGAUGCCAUCCGGUAAGUAUUAUUGUAAGACCUGCAACUGUAUAAUGGCAGAUGAAAAAUUGUUCUCCCAACAUUGGUACGGUAAGAAACAUAAACUAAAGGCCAAACAAGAAAUGGAAGAUGCGUCCGGAAUUGACAAAAAGCCAAAAAGCAUUGGGUACCGUCGUUUCAAGAAGCCGUUCGUUCAAUAAGAUGCACACCGGACCAGAGGGAUGAGUUCAAUACUUACGAAGUUUACGAGUUCAACUUACUGAACUUUUUUUUUUAAAAAGCAUCACUUUUAUUAUAUUUUUUUCAAAGAUAUAAGACAUAAUGAAUCCAAUCUUCCUCGUCUACAGAUAACAAGUUUUUUAUGUUUUUUUUUUGGCUAAUAAUAGUGAUAAUGCUAAUGAUUUGAUAAUGCUAACAAAAAACUUCAUUAUACUAUCAUACUAUUAUUAUAUUCAAUAUCUUAUCAAGAAUAUCUUACAGUACUCGAUAGUUGGGUCUUUAAGAAAAUCCAAUCAUUAUUAUCUGAUAAUUGCCUGGAACAGUUUGAAAUUAACUGGGAAAUAAAAAGUUGAGCUUUUUAAUCACAGCAUACAUUGAGUAUAACCUUCAACGAUACGAAAAAAAAAUGUAAUU
Messenger RNA from Aedes albopictus (Asian tiger mosquito), 2251 nucleotides. RefSeq lists its product as uncharacterized. NCBI's taxonomy places the organism in Eukaryota, Metazoa, Arthropoda, Insecta, Diptera, Culicidae. Gene Ontology annotation, molecular function: nucleic acid binding; zinc ion binding. The transcript is spliced from 4 exons. The coding region runs from base 175 to 1818 and encodes 547 amino acids. The record is from RefSeq and is a predicted model, not a curated record.